AUGAAGAGCAAAGCCAAAGGGACUAUUCUGCCUCUGCGGCAGGCCGAAUUCGACGCCCUGCCGUAUUCAGUCCAGAGAAAGUACUUUUCAUCCCUGGAGCGUUUGCAGAUCGCCCAGCACGCCUCCGACGAGCCUACUACAUCAGGCCGCUCGUCCCAGGCCAGCACCGCUUCCAAAUCCCACCGGCCCUCGCUAUCUCUCGGCACCGGACGACGCAGACGCAAAUCCGAAAAGGCUGUGCACGCUCACGACAUCUCCCACAUUGACCUUGACUUCUUUCUCUCCUUGCCUGAAAAGGUACGCAAGCAGCAUUUUUCCCGCGAAGAGCAGGCCCUCCUCCAAGGCAGGCACGAACAGGCGUUCCUUCCCGACGACCAGGAUCCCGAGUGGGCACAACAACGCUUCAACGAUUUUCACUUCGACUUCUCCCACUCCACGCUCGACCUUCCGGAACGCGGCCGUUCACGACGUCGUUCAUCUUCGGCCUCUUCAACCGUCAGCCCUUCCCGCCCUACUUUCGGGCCUUCUUGUACAUCAAACACGGACAAGGACCGAAACACCCAUUUACUAUAUCUCGACACAAUGGCCACGCCCAUCUUCCAUCGGAGGGAAACCUCAACGGCAGACAUGAGACGAACCAUGUCCCUCACAUCGCACCCUGUCCGCCUUGGAUCUUCAUACAUGGCGGAUCCUCCACUCUUCAAUACCAGGCCGAAUCGACUCCACCAGCGUGCCCACUCUUCUUCUCUCACAGGCCACAUAUCGCCGUCUACGCCGCCAACUCUCAUGAUCGACCCCGAAGCGACACACUACCAGGAUCCCGAGGCGAGGAAAAAGCUGCGCAUGUAUCUUGCCUCUCCUCAAAAGUUCGACGAAGCGAUUGAAUUCGGCUUCCCAUCGUCCGCUGGAAGCGACGCCGCCACACCCCACUUCCAGCUGCCACAGAUCGACAAUCAUGCUCGCAAGUUCAGCCGAGACAUGCACACCUUCCUUAGGGAUGGACAGCUGUCGUUCUUCGAAGACCAUCCAAAGGAGAACCAGGGACUGGAAUCUGAUGCCGGCUCUGUAGCCGACAUGGACUCACCUGCCACGCCCUCUAGCACCGGCCUGUCUUUCCGCAUGCACUCCCGACAAAUCUCGCACCGCAAGUUCUCGGUCGAUUCGCCGGCUCCGUCGCCUGUCCACUCCGCCAAUGGCCAUUUUAAUCGCGAGAUGACGCUCCGUAUGACCUUGACCCGGCCCGAUUUACGAGCUGACGAAGAUCAACUGUAUGGCUGGCAAGGCUCAGGCUCGAGCUCAAGUCCCAAAACCUCGAAAGACGAUCCUCUGGCACUGGAAGACCUUGUCUUCACCGACGACAUGACCGGUACCAAGGGCGCCUUCUACGUUAAGCCUAAACCGCGCGGAAACCUCGUGAGCCGCCUACUGAAGCGUGCCAGCCUCAAGGCCACCAGUCGCUGA
This is a messenger RNA of Alternaria conjuncta, 1461 nucleotides long. RefSeq lists its product as uncharacterized. NCBI's taxonomy places the organism in Eukaryota, Fungi, Ascomycota, Dothideomycetes, Pleosporales, Pleosporaceae. The transcript has 2 exons. The record is from RefSeq and is a predicted model, not a curated record. Bases 1 to 1461 code for a protein of 486 amino acids.